AUCUGAAGUAUCCAUAAUUUCUGGCGCUUUUUUCACUUCACAGUACCUACAAUAGAUAAUACCAAAUAACACUGCUACAAAAAGGCAAGAUUUAAAUUCCAACCUAAAAUAGGGUCAAUAGGGCAUGUCCAUGUGACGUCACAAAUGAGUUUGACAGUGGCCCUGAGGUAAAACAAAUCAUUUAUUUACAUUCGUGUAGAUUACGCCGGUUAUGUUUUACGCGCUUUUCACAGCUUUUUUACAAGUUUUGGUGUUAUUUUCUUUCAAAAAAGUUAGAGCGGAGUGUUUGUGUUCCAGUCUAUGUGGUGGUUUAUCCAAAAGUUUGCUAGGUUUUCCCAUAAUGGAUUAAAUUCAGGUUUUUUCCAACAAAUAUCAAAACCAAGUGUCUCAAGAAUAAAUAUAUAUGUAUAGUUACUCUAUAUUCAAUCUAUUUUUCUGUCAGAUUAUCUCUUUUAACAACAUUAAUCCAUUUUUCUCUUCUUUCUUGAGCUAACAAAUCAAACCUCCCAUUGUUAUUUAAAAUUGAUGGAAACCUAUGGAAGGAUAUUGUAUCCCUUGCGCCAUACUGCCACAAUUAACAACUAAACAAACUCUAGGCAUGUCCAAGAAACUUCUGGAGUACACAAAAGGUAUUUAUUUUAAAAAAUCUAACUAAAAACUUAAAAAACACUGUAAAUUAUGUCUUUGUUUUACCUCAAGGCGACUGUCAAUAGUGUCAAACUGUCAGAUCGUGUACUUGCCCUAUAGGGAAAAUCAACAACUGCUAAAAACCCUCCAAAAACGUAAUGUCAACAAUUCAAAUAUUAACCAUUAACCGCAAAAUAAAAACCAUUCCCGAGCUGGGUUAAAACCGCAAUUUUGCGGUGAUAAGUAUGACAGUUUACAGCUGAUCCAUGACGUCACGGAGUCAUAACCAAAAGAAAAACCAAAGUCGCAUAAAAGUUGUGGUAAAUACCAAUCCCAACAAACAAAUUAAGAUUUUUCACUGGAUAAGACAAUUUCAAGUUAAAAAAUCACGUGUCUGUCAAAAUUUCGGAGCAAAUCGACGAAAAAGAUGACAAAAACGAACUCGGCCGUAAUAGGCAAAGAGGAACAUUCAAACAAGAUCUAAAAAAGCGUUGUUUUAGAAUGCUAAUUUAUGGAGAGUAUAAAACCAAGUAUGCUUAAAGCAAAAGCCCGCGGAAUCAUAACCUGUGUUGCAAACACCCGACGUCAAACGACACGCUGCCUACGUCAUCGUUGGUUCUUUGGUGUGGUGGGGAGCUUGAGAUUUGAUCUACACAGGCCUUAUCAGGAUAAGCUAUCCUGUAGUAGUAGUUUUUAUUAUCCUUGCUGUCGAACAACCUUGGUUCUUCUAAAUAGUUAUAAGUUGAAAUAGUGAUGUCACAAAUCUGAAAUAUUUAUCAUUCGGUUCAAGUUAGUUCAACACAAAAAAAAGUCCAGAUUUACUUGGAGCAGGUACGGUAUAGCAGAUACAAAUGAAAACGUCUAUCCCCCAUACUCAACGAACAUGUCAGUGCCCGAUUAGUUGUAGUUGUAUUCCUUUCAAGAGUUUAAAACACUAGAGCUACUCGCUUCGGUGUUAGUCGACCCCGAUUUGAAAGGAACAGAUGCGUGGUGCAACAAACACUUUUCGAAAGGAAUAAGCGCGUAACGCCCCGGAGCCGGAGUUGUUCCGGACCUCCUCCUAGGUUUGAAACGAAUACCAAAGAUUACAACUAAUAAUGUCGAUGUCAGAUGUCAUUUCCAGUACAAAUUUUGAAAUUUGAAGAUAUCGUUAGCUUUGGCUUGGCGUGGCUCGUGGCUUCCUGCUUUAACAGUUAAUUCGAUAAUUUGAAAUUUUGUUUGAAUGUACUGAAUAGGUAUAGGUACAACACUAAGAUGUCCAGGCUUCCCAAACCCACCAACAGUACAAAAAUAAGACCAAUUCCUUUGGUGAAACCUUUUGGAUCAACAUCAGAAAACACUAUCACAUUUGGAGAGAUAAAAACAAGAGCUCAUGAGGCUCCGCCAGCUAUCAAUAAAUAUCCAACAUUCACUACAAAUAGCCUUAGAAGAAGAUCAAAAUCAGUAGCGGAUCUAACUACGGCUGAUAAACACCCAAGCAUCAAUAAAUGUGCACCAUUAAUUGCAAAUAGGUUCAACAAGAACAGGAGACAGUCAAAAUCACAUACAGAUUUAACCACAAUUGAUAGGCAACCAUUCACAAGAAGUCUUAAACCAAUAACUGAAAGAAAAGCUCCAACUGCUGGUCCUCAAAAUAAAGCUUUUCCAAGUACUAGCAGAGUCCCACCUCUUAAAUCUGGUGCAACAAAAACUACUCUGGUGGGCUCCAAAAGACCUGCGGCCAAAAGUGAUGAAGGUGGUCCUAAGGCAAAAGCUGCAAGAAAACUACCAGACUGGGAUUACAAGGGACGAUUUUUGCAGCUUAACGAAAAAUAUGAACAACUUCAAAGUUGCAUGAAAGGCUUGCAGGACAAAGCAAAUCAAUUUGAGAGUACUGAAAAGGAAUAUGAAAAAAUACAAAAAGAACAUGAAAUUGCCAUCAAAAAUAUUGAUUCCCUCAGGAGAGAAAAUGAAAGUAAAACCAGAAAAUGCCAAGAAUUAACAAUUAGCUUAGAUGAACUAAAACCGGCCCAUGAAACUUUAACGAGAAAUUAUAGUUCACUUCAAAAUAAUUUUGAUAAACUAAAUGAGGAAUACAACAAAUAUCAAGAACAAAAUAAAAACCUUUUGGAAAAAUUAAACAAAGAAAAAAAAGAAAACAUAGAACUAAAGGAAGUUAUCACAUUACAAAAAAGUGAUUUGAUUAACUAUCAAACUGAAAGGAGAGUGCUACACAACACCAUCCAAGAUUUGAAAGGCAAUAUCAGAGUCUUCUGCAGGAUCAGACCGCUACUACCUUCAGAGUUGAAACAAAUUCAGUGUAGCAUAGAGUUUAUUAAUGAGAACGGUAUUGAAAUUCGUAAAAACCAAGAAAGCUAUGAUCAAAUCACUGGCAAAUUAAAAGAGACAAAAUCUGAGUUCACCUAUGACAAAGUGUUUGCCCCCCAGAGUUCGCAAGAAGAGGUGUUUGAGGAUCUUGCACAAUUGGUACAGUCUGCUCUUGACGGAUACAAUGUGUGCGUUUUUGCCUAUGGCCAGACUGGGUCAGGUAAGACUUAUACCAUGCAAGGAGGUGGUGGAAUCCAAAAAGGAAUGAUUCCCAGGACAUUUGAUUUAAUUUUCAAAAACAUUGCUGAGCUUCAAAGAAGUGGAUGGUCGUAUACAGUGAAAGCAAGCUUUUUGGAAAUUUACAAUGAAAAUAUAAGAGAUCUGCUCAACACAAAGCAGGGGCAAAAACAUGACAUUUGUUUCAAUGAAGGUGCAGAGACAACAGUAACGAAUUUGUCAAUACAGACAAUUAAUUCGGCAGCUGAAUUAGAACGUUAUAUGGUAUUGGCGCAUAGGAACAGGGCAACAGCAGCUACUGAUUUUAAUGAGCAUAGUAGUCGGUCACAUGCUGUCACGAAGAUUCAUUUAGAAGGAACUUUGGAAGAUCUGGUAUACAAGGGCAGUUUGAAUUUAGUUGAUUUGGCUGGUUCAGAAAACGCUAAGCAAUCAGUAGCAGGCGAGCGACUAACUGAAACCAAAAACAUCAAUAAAAGCUUGGCAACUCUUGGUGAUGUCAUUCAGCAUUUACAUCACAAAUCAAGACAUAUACCUUAUAGGAAUUCAAAACUAACAUAUUUGCUGCAAUCCAGCUUAGGGGGAAACUCUAAAACCUUAAUGAUUGUGAACAUUUCUCCAAUUGAAAGUUGUUUCAUGGAGAGUAUAAACUCUUUGCGUUUUGCUGCUAAAGUGAAACAAGUCAAAAUUGGUAGUAGAAGAAACAAGAUGAAUGUGAGCAGUAUGAAACAGUGAAACAAAAAUUAAUUUUUAACUAGAUGUUAAAUGCCUAUUUAUACAAAAAUGACAUGAUUGAAGUUAUUUAUGUAUGGUAAAUGGUGCUAUCAAUUCUGCCUUCAUGGAUAUAAAAUGGAUUUAAUUUCACUAUCUCAUUCAUCGGCUCAAUUUCAUCACAAGUUAUUCUCCAAAAAACAAACAAUUUUAUCUUUUGUGAGUUAUAUGUUGUAUUUUAGUUUAAAAAUUUUUCUGAGCUUUAAUGUAUAUUUUAUAUGUUUAUAGAGUUUUGCUUUUAAUAUUGUAUUUUAGUUUAAAGACUUCUGAACUUUGAUGUGUAUUUGAUAUGUAUAGAGUUUGGCUUUUAAUGUUCUAUUUUAGUUUAAAGACUUUUCAAAACUGUGAUGUGUAUUUUAUAUGUAUAGAGACAUAGAGACUAGUUAGUAUUUUAAAAUAAACAGAAUUUAUAAAACAUUUCUUCAAUAAUCAAGUAUAAAAAGAAACAAGUACAUACAUAUUUACAACACCAAAAUU
Ceutorhynchus assimilis (cabbage seed weevil) is the source of this 4416-nucleotide messenger RNA. The record is from the annotation of a GenBank genome assembly. Lineage: Eukaryota; Metazoa; Arthropoda; Insecta; Coleoptera; Curculionidae.